AUGACGGGGAGGAAUAAUUGGUUUGUUAAAAUCAAUUGUGCCAUGAAGAACAAAGUGAAGUUCGCGGAUGACACCAUUUUAGCAGUCGAUGGGAUCAAUGAUGUUGUGAUCAUGAGAAGAGAUGGUGUAAAUUCCUUGAUCAAAUAUGUACUGUACAUUCUAGGAAUAAAGGGUAACCUUCUAAGUAUUGGUCAAUUGCUUCAUAAGGGUAACAAGAUUCACAUGAAGAACAAGGUGCUACGCGUAAUGGAUUCAAAUAGGGUUUUGGUCUUAAAAGCUCGUAUGUUUUCCAAUAGAACCUUUAAGAUUGAAUUGAAGGUGAUGGAGCAUAGGUGUCUUGCUACAAUAGCACUAUCAUCUUGGGCAUAUCAAUUUUAG
Molecule: messenger RNA, 378 nt
Organism: Vicia villosa (hairy vetch)
Lineage: Eukaryota; Viridiplantae; Streptophyta; Magnoliopsida; Fabales; Fabaceae
Exons: 1
Coding region: 1-378 (125 amino acids)
Source: RefSeq, a predicted model, not a curated record